GGAAAACUUGAAAUAAACCCGGUAUUCUGUCCCGCCGCUUAGGGGCUGGCUGUCAAACCCCAAAGACAUCAUACAGCCUAACAAACAAUUACCGUCGGGAACAUGGCUGUAGGAAAAAAUACUGUAACUGUACCCCAGGGGGGUACCGGCAGAGCCGGAGAAUCCCCUCCUCCUCCUGUAUCUGCAGGACGAGGCUGCUCCUCGUAUUCUGGGGGGAGCAACCUAACAGCUGUAGGCGGCGACGAUAUUCGCCAUACGUCACGCCAAAACCUAAGUCCAAAUUGUUCUCGCCGGGGCGGAAAGUGGGCAUCGGAAUGCCGUUUUGCGACUUUGAAUGUUAGAGGAGGAAUGAAUGAGAAACUGGAUGAAAUUUACGAGUUAAUGAAUGAAAGAAAAUUAGAUGUGCUGUGUGUGAAUGAGACAAAACGUAAAGGGAAAGAGAUACUGACGCGCGGCCCGUUCACAGAAAUAUGGUCGGGAGUUCCAGAUGAAGAACAUGGCAGUAAAGGCGUCGGUAUACUUCUUUCAGAGCGAAUGGCAGAAUGCAUGCGAGAGUAUGAGUGCGUAAGUCCCCGCCUUAUCUGGGUCCGACUGAAAGUAGGUCUGACACCUCUAUUUUUGGUAGGUGUAUACGCUCCGGACUCUUCCCAUAGUAAGGCGGUAAGAGAAGAAUUUUGGGAACAAACGAGAGAAGUUUUGUUAUUGCGUAAGUUGAAUGAACGUAUUGUCAUGCUUGGAGAUUUCAAUGCAAGGGUUGGAGUGAAGCGUGAUGGGUAUGAAAAUGUGCUUGGGACGUUUGGGGAUAAGAGUGUGAAUGACAACGGCGUAUACUUGUUAGAUAUAUGUGUGGAGAUGGGUCUGUCUGUGAUGAAUACGUGGUUUCAGCAUAAGAUGAUACAUAUGUACACGUGGCAAAAGAAGGAAGGCAAUGUUGUGUUAAGGAGUAUGAUAGAUCUUGUGAUAGUCGAUGAAAGAAUAAAAAUGAAACUAGUGGAUACUAGAGCCUAUCGUGGACCAGAUGUCGGCACAGAUCACUAUUUGGUAAUUAGCAGAAUAAGUGGUUUGUUUAAGCGCUGGCGGCACAGAUCAAAAGGGUCAACUACUGAAUUAGAACGUAUAAAAGUGGAAAGAUUGAAAGAUCAGCAAGUAAAAGAGAUGUAUAAAAAGCAAUUGAGUGAACGGCUAGAAAAAAGCUGGAGUGAUGUUAAUGAGGAAAGUGUGAAUGAUGUAUGGUCGGUAUUUAAAACCAACAUUAUUAAAUGUGCUGAUGAUGUAUGCGGUGUGAGUAAAAGAAGGCGCAAGAAAUGCCAAAAUGCCGACUGGUGGGAUGAUGAAACUAGAAGAAUGGUUGAGGAAAAGAAAAAAGCAUGGCUGGAUGUCUUGGCAAUAGAAGCAACAAAUAGAGCGAGUGGCGGUAUGAAUGAAGAUAAUGUUAAAGAAAUCAAGGACAAAUAUAGAUGCGUGAAAGCGAAAGUUAAAGAAUGUAUAGAGAAGAAAAGGAAUGAGAAAAAGUUUCCGGCGCAAGUUUCCGAGAUAAUAUAAAACUGUUUUGGAAACUCGUGAAAGAAGCGCGGGGAACAAAUAUAAAUUCAUCUAUGAAACUGAUUAGGAAUGAACAAGGUGAGGUCAUACAUGAAGAAAGUAUGAUACUAGAGUGCUGGAAGAAUUAUUUUGAGAGCUUAUACGAGAAAGAUGUAAGUGAAAAAGAGCAAGAAGAGAUAAAAGAUAUGUUUGUGGACCCGAGUGAUGAAAUAGGUUUGGAUGAAAUUAUGAAAGCGUUAAGAGGUAUGAGGUCGGGAAAGUCUGCUGGGUAUGAUCGAGUGACGACUGAAAUGUUGAAGGCUGGCGAUGGACUAAUAGUGAGCCUGCUGCAUCGCCUUUUUAAUUUAUGUUGGAAACAGGGCCAAGUUCCAGACGAUUGGACGAAGGCAGUGAUUGUCCCAAUUUAUAAAGGCAAAGGCUCGCAGCAGGAAUGUCAAAAUUAUCGCGGGAUCAGCCUUCUUAGUGUUGUUGGAAAAGUGUAUGCCAGAAUAUUGAUUGAAAGAGUAAUGAAUGUGACUAAUGACAAGGUAUGGGAUGUGCAAGCGGGAUUUCGGAAGGGAAUGGGAUGUACGGAUCAAGUCUUUUCCUUACGCUGCAUCACUGAAAAAUGUCUGGAAAAAAACCAGAAAGUAUAUUGCGCGUUCAUAGACUUGGAAAAGGCAUAUGAUAGGGCAGAUCGGAA
This is a messenger RNA of Leptidea sinapis, 2224 nucleotides long. Its product is annotated as craniofacial development protein 2-like. The coding region runs from base 103 to 1542 and encodes 479 amino acids. Gene Ontology annotation, molecular function: catalytic activity. The transcript is spliced from 2 exons. NCBI's taxonomy places the organism in Eukaryota, Metazoa, Arthropoda, Insecta, Lepidoptera, Pieridae. The record is from RefSeq and is a predicted model, not a curated record. Gene Ontology annotation, biological process: chromatin remodeling. Gene Ontology annotation, cellular component: nucleus.